AUGGAAGCUGCAAGCCAACGCCAGCACAUCUGCUGGAGAACGGAUCGUGAAGAGGAAGUAUGGAGAAAGGCAAAGACGGUAGGCUUCCGUCUCGGCAUUACAGAUGACAUCGAGGGCAAAAUGCAGCUGGCCAACCUUGCCAUGAAGAACAUGUUCUACAUGUGGGGAGCAAAAGCUGUCUCUCUGGAACUGAAGCUGAAGCUCUUCCAUGUGUAUGUUCUACCUGUACUGCUAUACAACGCCGGGACAUGGGGGCUUACGGAGCAGCUUGCUAGUAAGAUAUACAGAUGGCACCGAAAGCAGCUGAGGUGUAUAGCAGGCUACAUCUACCCCAACUACAUCAGCAACAAAAACCUCUACAAGCAGUGCAAAACGUCUCCACAACACAAUGAAGUACACCGGAGCAGAUGGCACAUUUUGGGACACAUCCUACGUAUGCUGGACUCAUCCCCUGCCCAAAAGGCACUCAACAUCGCCUUCAGCAAGAAACUGACACCUAGAUUAGGUAGGCCCCGCGAAGGCCUUUUAGACUGCCUGAUUGACGACGAGAAACUGUACUACAAUCAGAAUGUCAAGAUGGCACCGCAAUGCUGA
Molecule: messenger RNA, 594 nt
Organism: Branchiostoma floridae (Florida lancelet)
Lineage: Eukaryota; Metazoa; Chordata; Leptocardii; Amphioxiformes; Branchiostomatidae
Exons: 1
Coding region: 1-594 (197 amino acids)
Source: RefSeq, a predicted model, not a curated record